Molecule: messenger RNA, 2089 nt
Organism: Carica papaya (papaya)
Lineage: Eukaryota; Viridiplantae; Streptophyta; Magnoliopsida; Brassicales; Caricaceae
Product: ERAD-associated E3 ubiquitin-protein ligase HRD1B-like
Biological process (GO): proteasome-mediated ubiquitin-dependent protein catabolic process; ERAD pathway
Cellular component (GO): endomembrane system
Molecular function (GO): ubiquitin protein ligase activity
Source: RefSeq, a predicted model, not a curated record
AGGAAGCGAGCUGCGGAAGUUGGGAAGACAUUGACGAGAUUCGGGAUUUGCUUGCUUGUCAGAAAGAUAAUUUCUCCUGGGUGGCAUCUUUGAGGGAGGGGAACCGAAGGAUGAUGCGGUUGCGUACAUAUGCCAGUCUUAGUCUCUUUGCGACUAUAGCGGUUGUUUAUCAUGCUUUUAACAGUAGAGGCCAAUUUUACCCUGCAAUGGUUUAUUUAUCGACGUCUAAGAUCAGCUUGGUGCUUCUUCUCAACAUGGGUUUGGUCAUUAUGUGCACUCUGUGGCAAUUAACCAAAAGGGUCUUUCUGGGUUCCCUUCGAGAAGCGGAGGUGGAGAGGUUGAAUGAGCAAUCAUGGAGGGAGGUCAUGGAAAUCCUCUUUGCAAUAACUAUUUUCAGACAGGACUUCUCAGUUACAUUUCUUGCUAUGGUCACAGCUCUAUUGUUAAUCAAGGCUUUGCAUUGGUUGGCUCAGAAAAGAGUUGAAUACAUCGAAACAACCCCCUCUGUUCCCAUAUUGUCUCACGCUCGGAUAGUUUCUUUUAUGGCUUUCCUCCUCCUCCUAGAUUCUCUGUUUUUAUACAGUUCUGUCAAGUAUUUGAUUCAAACACGUCAGGCUUCAGUAUCUCUCUUUUUCUCAUUUGAGUACAUGAUACUAGCAACAACAACAGUGUCAAUAUUUAUAAAAUAUGUUUUCUAUGUGAGUGACAUGCUCAUGGAAGGACAAUGGGAAACAAAGGCUGUGUACACCUUCUACUUGGAGCUUAUUCGUGACUUGCUGCACUUGUCAAUGUAUCUAUGCUUCUUUCUGGUGAUCUUCAUGAAUUAUGGCGUUCCUUUGCACCUAAUACGGGAGCUCUAUGAAACAUUUAGGAACUUCAAAAUACGUGUUGCUGAUUACGUUCGUUAUCGGAAAAUCACUUCAAAUAUGAAUGAUCGAUUUCCAGAUGCAACCCCUGAAGAGCUUAAUGCAAGUGAUGCAACCUGCAUUAUAUGUCGUGAAGAGAUGACAACAGCCAAGAAAUUAAUCUGUGGGCAUCUUUUCCAUGUGCAUUGCCUACGGUCAUGGUUAGAGCGACAGCACACAUGUCCAACAUGCAGAGCAUUGGUUGUACCACCUGAAAAUGGGACAUCGGCUGGAGGACAAAAUGUGGCACGGCAAGAUGCUCAUCAGCAGGGAAUGAGCCCCCCAAAUACAGAUGCUCAGGGUUCUGCUGCUGGAGUUCUCAAUGAUAAUUUGAGUGGUCAUCAGGCCAGGCUUCAAGCUGCUGCUGCUGCUGCCUCUGUAUAUGAAAGAUCCUAUGCAUAUCCUUCUGCAAGCACGCUAAUAUGGUCUCCUGGUUAUGCUUUAUUUCUUCAGGCAUCUAGACCUGAAUCUGAUAUUGGGAGUAGCGUGGAACAAACUUCUGUUGGCUCUAGAGAAUACGUAGUUCCUGGUGGAUCUUCAAACUUAUCCUUUCCACUAUUUCCGCACUCUGUUUUUGUGCCUUUCCAGUUAGAUGGUGCGAGUGUGAAUUCUGGGAACAGAUUGGGUGUUGAUAUAAAUAUUCCAGAUUCUCAGUUGGAAAUGCAGAGGAAGUUCCUCCAACAUCAGAUUGAGAUCCUUCAAGACCAGCUCCAACUCCUGCAGAUGCCCAAAGCUGAGGAAAGCAUGGCAACUGACCACCCAGUAUCAUCAGCUAGUGUAGGCAAGAGUGUUGGAUCUUCAUCUGCUUCUGUUUCUGACAGUGGUCGUCGUGAGGGGAUUGAAGGAGGGUACUGACAGUGACAUUAAUUUUGCACAGAUGUAGUUGGAUUACAAAAUAGGCUGAGAAAAGUGCUUGUGGUAAGGGAGGCAGAUACAAAGAUGAGAAAACUUUUAGCAACUGCUGCAAACUUAGAGCUGAAUUAUCAUGAGGAAGCCAGCUUUAGCUUCCUAGUUUUAUUGCUUUUCCUGACAAUUCUCAGAUUAUAUGAGUUGUGCAAGGUUGGCAAAAUGUAAAUUGUGCAUGUGAAAGAUUACUGCUAUCUUACAAAAUAUUCCUUUACAAAAAUAAAAAAUAAAAAAUUACUGCUUCAAAAGUAGAAGUUUUUGGCCUGAGUGGCAUGAAA